This is a messenger RNA of Cyprinus carpio (common carp), 981 nucleotides long. Its product is annotated as serine protease 27-like. The transcript has 7 exons. The record is from RefSeq and is a predicted model, not a curated record. Gene Ontology annotation, molecular function: serine-type endopeptidase activity. NCBI's taxonomy places the organism in Eukaryota, Metazoa, Chordata, Actinopteri, Cypriniformes, Cyprinidae. Gene Ontology annotation, biological process: proteolysis. Bases 1 to 981 code for a protein of 326 amino acids.
AUGUGGAGGUUAACGUGUGUCAGUUUGGCCCUGCUCUUAUGUGUUCAAGGUUCAUUUUCUCAGCUGAAUGUUUGUGGACAAGCCCCUCUAAACACCCGUAUUGUGGGUGGUGUGGAUGCCUCUGAGGGUUCGUGGCCGUGGCAGAUCAGUUUGCACAGCUCCAACUUUGGAGGUCAUUUUUGCGGAGGCUCCCUCAUCAACAAUGAAUGGGUGCUGACGGCAGCUCACUGUUUACCAGGUGUCAGCGCAUCCAGCCUGCGUGUGUAUUUGGGAAGGAGGACACAACAGGGAGUCAAUGCCAAUGAGAUCAGCAGAAAUGUCACUUCGAUCAUCGUCCACAACUCCUACGACAGGAACACAAAUAAUAAUGACAUCGCUCUGCUCCAGUUGUCCUCUGCAGUCACCUUCAAUAACUAUAUUAGACCUGUGUGUCUGGCAGCCCAGAACAGUGUCUUCCCUUCUGGCACCAGCAGCUGGAUCACAGGCUGGGGAGAUAUUCAAUCUGGAGUGAGCCUACCAUCUCCUGGGAUUCUGCAGGAGACUAUGGUUCCAGUGGUGGCUAAUGAUCAGUGUAAUACUCUUCUGGGUUCUGGAUCUGUUACCAGCAACAUGAUGUGUGCUGGUUUAAUGGAGGGAGGCAAAGACACUUGCCAGGGGGAUUCUGGUGGUCCAAUGGUGAGCAAGCAGUGUUCAGUGUGGGUUCAGUCUGGUAUCACCAGCUGGGGUUAUGGCUGUGCUGAUCCCAAUGCACCUGGUGUUUACACCAGCGUGUCACAGUAUCAGAUCUGGAUCACCAACAACAUUGGGCAGAACCUGCCAGGUUUUGUCACCUUCAGCCCUACAAGCACAUGCCAGUCUGUUUCUACUACAUCACCCACUUCUACAACCUCCCCAACUACUACUAAAACUACUACCACCCCAAAAACCUCUACUACCUUAAGACCAGCAACAACGACUCUUUCGCCCAAUCAGGGGUUUUAG